Molecule: messenger RNA, 411 nt
Organism: Ilex paraguariensis (yerba mate)
Lineage: Eukaryota; Viridiplantae; Streptophyta; Magnoliopsida; Aquifoliales; Aquifoliaceae
Source: the annotation of a GenBank genome assembly
AUGGCCAUUUUUAAGAAAAUUGUUGCCAUUUUGAAAGAGGAGAUGGGAUGCCAGAAAAAUUGCAGCGAUGAAGUACAGUCAGUACCUGUUCCUGACAUAGCGAUCACAAUACGUGAAGAUGAAAUCUCCAGAGUCAUCAAGGACAUUGAGGAUCCUUCUGAUGGUUCUCUUAGGAUCAAAGCACUACAGAAUUAUACAUCUAUUGGAGAGCAUUUCUAUCAGAAAGCAUGUCAGUUGGAAGGAAAAAUACAGUGCUUUGAAACUUGUAUCCGGAGGCCUUUUUUCCAUGUUAAGCCACUUGAUGAAAAUCAACUAAGAAAUUGGCAUCACUAUCUGGACUUUAUUGAGAAUCAAGAGGAUUUUGAUUGGGUACGCCCUAAUUCAUUAUGGUUCAUGUGGAAGUUUGCCUAA